Callorhinus ursinus (northern fur seal) is the source of this 3967-nucleotide messenger RNA. It is a transcript of the gene DESI2, whose product is annotated as desumoylating isopeptidase 2. The record is from RefSeq and is a predicted model, not a curated record. Gene Ontology annotation, molecular function: deubiquitinase activity. Lineage: Eukaryota; Metazoa; Chordata; Mammalia; Carnivora; Otariidae. Gene Ontology annotation, biological process: protein deubiquitination.
AGGUGCCUGAGCCGGAGCGGGCCCGCCAGCGGUCCGGCCCCGUCGGCGCAGAGGGUCCUGUGGGCUGCGCCCGGGAGCGGCCCGGCUCCCCGAUGCUCCCGCGCCGGCUGCCGCGGGCCGGGCUGUGCGCUUAGUGCCCGGCUCUGGCCCGCUGAAGUGCCCGCGGGGGUGGGAGCGGCCUCGGCCCCGCGGAGACGGAGCGGCUGGAGGACGAGGCGGCGGCCGCGGGGAGGAGGAUGGGGGCUAACCAGUUAGUGGUGCUCAACGUGUACGACAUGUACUGGAUGAAUGAAUACACCUCAUCCAUCGGAAUUGGCGUUUUUCAUUCGGGAAUUGAAGUAUAUGGCAGAGAAUUUGCUUAUGGUGGCCAUCCUUACCCCUUUUCUGGAAUAUUUGAAAUUUCCCCAGGAAAUGCUUCUGAACUAGGAGAAACAUUUAAAUUUAAAGAAGCUGUAGUUUUAGGGAGCACGGACUUCCUGGAGGAUGACAUCGAGAAGAUCGUGGAGGAGCUGGGGAAGGAGUACAAGGGCAACGCCUACCACCUGAUGCAUAAGAACUGCAAUCACUUCUCCUCAGCCCUGUCGGAGAUUCUCUGCGGGAAAGAGAUUCCUCGCUGGAUCAAUCGACUUGCCUACUUCAGCUCCUGUAUACCCUUCCUACAGAGCUGCCUCCCCAAGGAGUGGCUCACCCCCGCGGCCCUGCAGUCCAGCGUCAGCCAGGAGCUGCAGGACGAACUAGAGGAGGCCGAGGACGCUGCCGCGUCCGCCUCCAUGGCCAGCGCCGCAGCGGGCUCCAGACCCGGGCGCCACACUAAACUAUAAACGUCUCCAAAGUCACACCUUCAGAGCUGUCUCUGACAGUUGACUAUCAACUAGAGAAAAGUAAAAGAGUAAGCGUCCUCUGGAUAUUUUGUAUGCAAAGAUGGCUCUCCCCCCAAUCCCAGUUUUUCAGCUCAGGAUUAUAUUUGUAAUCAAAAGAAUCACUUGGCGCAGGAGGGAGAACUUUCUAUGAAGCUUCCCUCUGGUUUUUUUUACCCACUUGUAAAUUUGGAUUUACUUCUGUUUUAUACGAGCUCUGUUAAGUUAUGUUUACAGUAUUUUGUAUCGCUGUUUACAAAUCUUGCAUGGACUCCUGCCACCGUGAAAGAAGAGAAUCUUCAUGGCUUCAAAAACGAGGCAGGUCAUCUUUGUACACCUCCGACAGUUGCCGGAGCUAUGGUGUUAACACUAGGCACACGAGAGGUACUUGGGCGGUGAGAGUCGCCAUCAUCCGCUUGAGAAUGGUCUUUUAGGUCUGUGUUUGGUUUUGUUCACGUUCAGGACGCCGAGGGGAAGGAGCACCCACGGCCGAGGGCAGCAGCUCCUGCCUUGCGGAGGAGCGCGCUGCCCAGGCUCCCCCCAAAUGCAGGGGGGGAGGUGCUUGCAUCCCAAAUACCAGUCCACCUCAGCAGCCUGGUCCCUUCCUGCGUCCGUCUGGCUUGGACCCCUCUGAUUCUAUAGUUAAGAUGGUUUUCGUUAAAGAUAUUCUUGCUAGUCACUAAGGAGUAUUUUUGCACACGUGUUGGGGGCUUCACCUUUAUUUUAAUACCUCCCACUACCCUCCUCCCUGCACCGGGCUGUGACAACGGGGUAGGAAGAUCCUAAGCGGGCAGCCUUCUGAGUAGCGGUGUGAGUUGACAUUCAGCUGCUUUCUAACUGUUCGGGCUGCCUUUUAUACGAGACCUUGAAAACUGGAGUCUGAAGUAACACUGUCCACAGAGUGAAUCAUUUGAUAUUCCACCAUUUUAUGUACCAUUUCAGACAGAGUGUGUUGGAGUCCGUUGGCUUGUGAUGGGAGUAGCGUCACCUCAUCUUAGAAAACCGAGUCUCGUUGACUUUUUGUUGAAAGAUAUUUGUGUGUCAUAAAAUUCAUCUUUUUCUGUUCUCUCAAAUGUGUCUCUUACAGAAACUACUCUGAGAAAAGAAAUUGUCAACUGCAGAUAAGUCCUCAUUAGCAGGGACUCCGUCUGCUCAAAUCUACUCCCAGUUUGACCCUUGGAUGUAAGAGCCGAGUCAUUACAUGUCAGAUUCAAUUUUUCUGCCUUAAGAAUGAAUGUCCUACAUAGAAUAUUGGAUGCAGCGUAUAAAUUAUCCAAGGCAGUGACUUCAGCUUUAUAGAGAUUGUUAGUUUUAAAGGCACCUACUUUUAUUUAAACUUCUAGAUUGGAUUGUUUGCUAUUGUUCUUUGUAAAGAUACAUAUCUUUCAGUAAAGGACAUUUUUAACUUUUCCAUCAGCUGAUUUUGAUUCAUUUUAUCAACUGAAGCACACACUAUUCCUAGGGAAACCAAACCUUGGGUUAGAAGCUUUGACCUGAGGAAAAUGAAGCCACUUAACCUAAUUUACGCUUUUGUUCUGUUUCUGGAGAAGAAAGCCUUGACCAUUCUCCCCUCAGUUCUUUAGAGGGUGCAGAGCCCUCGCUUAAGAGAUGUGACAGAAGGAAAAAAGGAGUAUAUGAUCUUUGUGAGAAGUUGACUUGGUUCAGGCCUAAAAAAGAGAUUUAGAAUAAAACACUGACUCUGGCCAUGUAUCUGUUCCCUCAGAGGAGAGUCCUAGCACCAAAACCCAGGUUAGUGGAAAGUGUCUGAGGCAGUUUGCUUGGGAUUUUUUUAAAUAACGUGGUGGAUGACAGUUGUUUCUCAUCCAUUCAGAUAUACAUGAUUUUAGUCUGUGCUGCUGACCCACAUAAAGGAGUGGCCAUCCGUUAGACCCAUCUUGGUGAAUAGCCAGGAACACCCCAUUUGUGCUUAUCUGGAAUCCAGCACCUCGGCACACAAAUGAUUUCACCACUGUUCUGUUGUAUUUACUUUCAUCUGCAGCAUUUGGAGUGAAAAAUAGCGUGAAGGGGCCUGGUAGAAAUAACAAAUGGCCUGAGGCCAUUUAUCAUACUAGCAAUCAGCAUAUAAAAUUCUGGGUGUGAGAUUGCUUGCAAUCCAGUUGUACUUGAGGUUGUCUUUACUUUAGAAAAUCUCAUUUAAACCAGUUCCCCUCUAUAGUUCAAAGUUGAGGUUGGACUUAAUGGACUAGCAUUUAACCAGCUUUUUCUUGCCCUUGCCGGGAAAGAAUUGUGUUCUCAGCCUGAUCUCUGUUCAGAAAAAUCCAGUCAUUUAGAUACAUGUGGCGUGACAGAGUCAGAGAUUCUCUUUGUAGUGGGAACCAAGCAAAACACAUUUCUCAUGGUGGGUUGGACAGCGACAAUGUGGGAGGGCCAGAAGCUUCUGGUUUCUGUUUGUUUUCAGUGCCCUAGGGUUGGUUGGUUGGGGUUUUGUCAACCCUAAGAAAAGGGCAUCGGCUUUGGAAAGUGGCCUCUGGAAUUGUAGGAGGUGGCAUGGAGAGAGCCCCCGCUGGAGGCCUGGACCCCAGCUAAAUGUUCCUCUGACCCACAGCAAUAGCACACAGCUCCCUUCACCAGCAUCCGCACAGAGCAGGGAAGUCCGGUGUUCGCCGAUGGGUGCCGCUGCGCGCACAAGGAGAGUCCACGCUACACUCAGCUGCGGGACUCCGUAUCCAUGGCUUCUCUCCAUCACAAAACGGGUAGAAACACAUUCACUGCUUCAGGGCUCGAAUCUGUGUGUCUUCUUACGGCUCCAUUUCUGCAAGAUACUCGGUCAUUUCGAUGGCGUGCGUGCUGUGUUUCUUCUGCCAUCACACGUUCUUCCCUUCCGUAGGGUCGUAGGGUGCGGCUCAGUGAUUAGACUCGCCUUGUCAAUACACAUCUUCACUGUUCAAGAGGUGUUAACAACUGUUAAAGAGUCUUCAUGAACCUGAAGAUAAUUUCUUGUGAAGUUGAAUGCAAAUGUACUGUCAUUCAUAGUGUUUAUAUGAAAAAAAAAAUACCAGGAAUUUCACUUUUGCUACCUUGAUAUAGCAUUGGGCUAUCAUGUUAACAACAUUGAAAUACAUCGAUUUAUUAAAAAAAAUACUUUUAUA